Protopolystoma xenopodis is the source of this 399-nucleotide messenger RNA. The record is from the annotation of a GenBank genome assembly. NCBI's taxonomy places the organism in Eukaryota, Metazoa, Platyhelminthes, Monogenea, Polystomatidea, Polystomatidae.
AUGUGGCUGCUAUACAUUAAACUGGAAUUUUACUCCGUACGUUUACAAUUUUAAACGGGAGCCCAACUCAUUGUUUUCAGAGGAGGCCAUUCUUGCAACAUCACCAGCAUAUCUGUGCAGCCAUUGCAGCCCGGUGGUCUUGUAGAGUCUGGGUCUUUGGGUGAAAUUGAGACGAGCGGCGAAGUUGCAGAAAAUUAUUUUAAAUCAGAUGAUUCACCUGCCCGUGAUUUUAUAGCCAGCAAUGGAGCAGGUUCGAGACCUAUUGUGCCUCCCGCUCUGGUUCUCACGACAGCUGCCGACGCUGCAGUCCUUUGGGAUUUGUCCACAGGACAGCGCAAGCGCCGCUUGACGAUAAAUGCAAAUGUAGACGUUAUAGAUGUGAGUUAUAGGAAAAUAUAA